This is a messenger RNA of Chelmon rostratus (copperband butterflyfish), 4089 nucleotides long. Its product is annotated as protocadherin beta-16-like. Lineage: Eukaryota; Metazoa; Chordata; Actinopteri; Chaetodontiformes; Chaetodontidae. The transcript has 4 exons. Gene Ontology annotation, molecular function: calcium ion binding. The coding region runs from base 1 to 4089 and encodes 1362 amino acids. Gene Ontology annotation, cellular component: plasma membrane. Gene Ontology annotation, biological process: homophilic cell-cell adhesion. The record is from RefSeq and is a predicted model, not a curated record.
AUGCACGUGCACAACAGUGGGAAUUCUUGGAGGAGGUAUGUGUCCGCGCUUUUGUUCACUGGUGCGUUUGUGAACGCGGUUAUUGCCGUAACUCAUUAUUCUGUUCCAGAAGAACUGGAGGAGGGCUCGAUUGUCGCCAACUUAGCUUCCGAUUUAGGUUUAGACGUGAAGACUCUGAGUAGGCGAAAGAUGCGGUUAGACAAUAUAUCCGGCAAGAGAUAUCUGGAUGUGAACAAAGAAACAGGAGAGCUUUACAUCGUUGAGAGGAUUGACAGGGAGUACCUAUGUGCAAUUAAGACAACGACAUGUUACCUCAAAAUGGAGGCAACUCUGGAGAGCCCGCAGAGAAUAUUUUACAUCGAAAUUGAAAUAACUGAUAUCAAUGACAACCCUCCUCACUUUCGACGAGACACUAUAAACUUGGACAUCAUGGAAUCAACCCCAGCUGGUGAGAGAUUCUCCGUUAACAACGCUGUUGACCCUGAUCUUGGCUCAAAUUCAGUCAAAACAUACCUUCUGGGCGAAAAUGAACACUUUGACAUAGAAAUUCAAACCGGAAGAGACGGAUCAAAAUUUGCUGAUUUGAUAUUAAAAAAGGGUUUGGACCGAGAAAAGCAAGCCGUCCACAAUUUGAUACUAACUGCUGUGGAUGGCGGAGCCCCCACUCGCACUGGCACAGCCAGCAUCAUUGUUCGUGUGCUCGAUACGAAUGACAACGCCCCAACUUUCGAAAAAGAUAAUUAUGCGAUUAAUAUUAUGGAAAAUUCUCCUGUUGGAACUCUUGUCAUUAAACUGAAUGCUACAGAUUUAGACGACGGGACAAAUGCACAGAUCGAAUACACAUACAGCCUGUACACGUCAGAAAAAACACAAGGAACAUUUAACUUAAAUCCAUCCACUGGUGAAAUAACAGUGAAGGGAAUGCUAAAUUAUGAAGAUAUUCGGAAUUAUGAAAUGGAAAUCAUAGCAAUGGACAAGGGAAUCAACAGCUUAUCAGGGCAGUGCAAAAUCAAAAUUUCAGUAGCAGACAUGAAUGACAACCACCCAGAAAUAUCCAUUAAAUCAUUUCAAAGUCCGAUCAAAGAAAAUGAGCCAAUAGACACAGUGAUCGCUGUAGUUAGUGUCAGUGACAAAGACUCAGGGGACAACGGAGUGGUUGAUCUUCAUAUUCCAGAUAAUAUGCCUUUUAAACUGAGGGAAUCGUCUGAUAACUAUUAUGAAUUAGUCGUGUCAGAGCCGUUAGACCGUGAGAAGGUUCCAGAAUAUGACGUGACUUUCACUGUUACAGACAGAGGUUCUCCUCCUUUAUCUGACAAUGAAACUAUGACGUUGGAACUGCUGGAUGUGAAUGACAAUGUUCCACAGUUCCCUCAGUCAUUUUAUACUAUCCGUGUGAUGGAGAAUAACGCACCUGGGGCCUUGCUCAGUUCCCUCACUGCGUUUGACCCUGACCUCCAUGAAAACCAGUAUCUGGUGUAUUUCAUCCUGGAGAAGGAGAUAGCCAACACCUCCAUGUCCAUGCUGUUCUCCAUCAAUCCAGAGAACGGGAAUCUUUACGCACUGAAAACUUUUGACUAUGAGAUCGAGAAGGAGUUUCUUUUCCACAUCGAGGCCAGAGACUCUGGCUCUCCUCCACUCAGCAGCAACGUGACGGUCCACAUCAUCAUUGUGGACCAGAACGACAACGCUCCGGUGAUUGUCUCUCCGUGGCGCGCGCACGGCUCGGUGGUGGAGGAAAAGAUGCCCAGAUCCACCGACAAAGGCUCUCUGGUUGCCAAGGUGAUAGCCUUAGACACCGACUCGGUGCACAACUCUCGGAUUACCUACCAGUUUCUCCAGGUGACUGACGCCACCUUGUUCAGUCUGGACCAAUACAACGGAGAGAUCCGGACUAUGAGGAUGUUCAGUUACAGAGAUCCGCGCCACCAGAGACUGGUUGUUGUUGCCAAGGACAACGGGGAGCCUGCCCUCUCUGCUACAGUCACCAUCAAGCUGUCCACAGUGGAGACUGCCGUGAAGGCCUACUCUGACAUGACGGAGGUGCCUCUAGAAUACGACAUCUUCUCAGACCUAAACCUGUAUUUGGUCAUCGGUCUGGGCUCGGUGUCAUUUCUCCUGCUCAUCACCAUAUUAGUCACCAUCGUGCUCAAGUGUCAGAAACCCAAGGCCAGCAAAGCGGCUCCUCCCUGCAGGAACAGUGUGAUCAGUGAGAGGAACUCCACCAUCGCAGAUUCCACUCUGGUGUCCAACGAUGCCUACUGGUACAGUCUGUUUCUAGCGGAGACCAGGAAAGGAAAGCUGGUGGUGAGACAGCCUGUGCCAAAGGGCUCCAGAUACAUCGUGUCCAGUAUUCCAAGAGGAACAGGACUGACAGACACGAGUGACUCUGCAGCUUCAACUCUGCAGACCGGGAGAGACGGGACAAAGUUUGCGGAUUUGAUUCUGAAAAAAGCUUUAGACAGAGAGCAGCAGGCAGUUCAUAAUCUGAUACUGACAGCAGUGGACGGUGGAGUCCCCACGCGCACAGGUACAGCCAGCAUCAUUGUUCGCGUGCUUGAUGUGAACGACAACGCCCCUUCAUUUGACAAAGACAAAUACGUCGUGGAUGUGAUGGAAAACUCCCCGAUUGGCAGUCUGGUGACAGAUAUGAAUGACAACCACCCAGAAAUAUCCAUCAAAUCAUUUCAAAGUCCGAUCAAAGAAAAUGAGCCAAUAGACACAGUGAUCGCUGUAGUUAGUGUCAGUGACAAAGACUCAGGGGACAACGGAGUGGUUGAUCUUCAUAUUCCAGAUAAUAUGCCUUUCAAACUGAGGGAAUCCUCUGAUAACUAUUAUGAAUUAGUUGUGUCAGAGCCGUUAGACCGUGAGAAGGUUCCAGAAUAUGACGUGACUUUCACUGUUACAGACAGAGGUUCUCCUCCUUUAUCUGACAAUGAAACUAUGACGUUGGAACUGCUGGAUGUGAAUGACAAUGUUCCACAGUUCCCUCAGUCAUUUUAUACUAUCCGUGUGAUGGAGAAUAACGCACCUGGGGCCUUGCUCAGUUCCCUCACUGCGUUUGACCCUGACCUCCAUGAAAACCAGUAUCUGGUGUAUUUCAUCCUGGAGAAGGAGAUAGCCAACACCUCCAUGUCCAUGCUGUUCUCCAUCAAUCCAGAGAACGGGAAUCUUUACGCACUGAAAACUUUUGACUAUGAGAUCGAGAAGGAGUUUCUUUUCCACAUCGAGGCCAGAGACUCUGGCUCUCCUCCACUCAGCAGCAACGUGACGGUCCACAUCAUCAUAGUGGACCAGAACGACAACGCUCCGGUGAUUGUCUCUCCGUGGCGUGCGCACGGCUCGGUGGUGGAGGAAAAGAUCCCCAGAUCCACCGACAAAGGCUCUCUGGUUGCCAAGGUGAUAGCCUUAGACACCGACUCGGUGCACAACUCUCGGAUUACCUACCAGUUUCUCCAGGUGACUGACGCCACCUUGUUCAGUCUGGACCAAUACAACGGCGAGAUCCGGACUAUGAGGAUGUUCAGUUACAGAGAUCCGCGCCACCAGAGACUGGUUGUUGUUGCCAAGGACAACGGGGAGCCUGCUCUCUCUGCUACAGUCACCAUCAAGCUGUCCACAGUGGAGACUGCCGUGAAGGCCUACUCUGACAUGACGGAGGUGCCUCUAGAAUACGACAUCUUCUCAGACCUAAACCUGUAUUUGGUCAUCGGUCUGGGCUCGGUGUCAUUUCUCCUGCUCAUCACCAUAUUGGUCACCAUCGUGCUCAAAUGUCAGAAACCCAAGGCCAGCAAAGCGACUCCUCCCUGCAGGAACAGUGUGAUCAGUGAGAGGAACUCCACCAUCGCAGAUUCCACUCUGGUGUCCAACGAUGCCUACUGGUACAGUCUGUUUCUAGCAGAGACCAGGAAAGGAAAGCUGGUGGUGAGACAGCCUGUGCCAAAGGGCUCCAGAUACAUCGUGUCCAGUAUACCAAGAGGAACAGGACUGACAGACACGAGUGACUCUGCAGCGUCCACUCUGCAGUCUGUUAUGGGAGACUGGUUGGCACAGGGGGCUGUGCGCUGGAGGUUGUGGGUCGGGGAGGGGUAG